Mytilus californianus (California mussel) is the source of this 448-nucleotide messenger RNA. RefSeq lists its product as uncharacterized. The record is from RefSeq and is a predicted model, not a curated record. NCBI's taxonomy places the organism in Eukaryota, Metazoa, Mollusca, Bivalvia, Mytilida, Mytilidae. Bases 1 to 309 code for a protein of 102 amino acids. The transcript is spliced from 7 exons.
AUGACGGAUAUCAAAGACAAAGAUGACUCAGUAGAAACAGCAGAUACAGCAGACACAGCAGACACAAAAAGUCAAACUGGAACUCGAGGAGAAUGGAUUUUUUUUAUCCGCGAAGGUGACGGUCUGCAUGAAGAUGACGAUGAUUCACGUUGUUCUAAGAAUCUAACGCUAUUUUUAGUUGUAUUGAUUCCGAUUGCCUGGAUUGUGGUGCCAAUUCUGUUCUUGAAAAAAUGUAAAAUGCCCUGUGCAAAGGAAACCAAAAACAGUAAAGUGUCCAGUGCAAUGAUAAUCAAAAACAGAAAAGAUUGAUGGACCAGAGAAUAUCGAGACAGAUGACGUAUAGGUUUUUAAAUCGUAAUGUAACUUUGAUAGUACAUGUUACACAUUUGUAUAAGAUAUUAUUACAAUUGAAAUGUGUUAUUUUUUGUGGGUUUUUUUUGUUGUUUGU